UGUCACGUGAUUACCCCGGAUGUCAACAAAACUGUGGUUGAAGUUGUCUCUGGUUUUAGCGAUGUUUUUUUAUCAUUUAGUAACAUUUUAUUGUUGAAAACGUGGUUGAUAUGAAAGUAUAGCGGUUAUUUAAGUUUGUAGAUCUAAAGGAAGGAUUUGAAAAUGCGCCCUGACUCGCCUCUGUCCAGCGUCAACGUAGUGCUGGUGAUGGCCUAUGGAAGUCUGGUGUUUGUUCUGCUGUUUAUCUUGGUGAAGAGGCAAGUCAUGAGGUUUGCUAUGAAGACUCGCAGAGGACCGCACGUACCUCUGGGUCAUAACGCACCAAAGGACCUGAGGCAGGAAAUAGACGCCAAACUAAAUAAAGUACAGAAAAUCCAGUUUGAACCUCGUCUGAUUUCUCCUGACGAUGAGAGACUAAAAUACAGAGGACAAAAUGGUUGCUAUGAUUACAUCUACAGGAUGAGGGCUCUGGAUGCCAUCAGAGACGCCGGUGAGGUGUUCUCUUUCAUACUAGUAUUGUUCCUUCCUGCUUCAGAUGCACCAGUGUUUUGUGUUGGUGAUGCAUUGCUGUACCCUCACUUUGUCGCUUCUGAUUGUUUGAUAGAUUUCCCCUUCCACGAACUGGGCGGUACGUCGACGGCUGUGACAGGGAAGCGCUUCAGGACCUGGCUGCUGGAGCUGCGCAACUCCCACUCCUUCUUCUGCAGCACCAACCGGCCGCUCAUCGACAGGGUGCUGGAGGGGUACAACUGUGCACGCCACGGCCCGGAGGAGUUUGGCCAGGCAGAGUAUUUGAAAUACCAGGAGGCUCUUACUGAACUGGCCUCUGUUGUGAAGUCCUUUGCCAGCUGCAGCACUCUGAACCUGGAUCACCAGUCUGCCGCAAGGGACUUGAGCUACAGCCCGGAGCCCGCGACCUCUGACCCUCCGACCCAGAGCAGCGCCCUCAUGGCGCCGGGGACCCACCAGCAGCGGAGCAAGCUGCCAAAGCACUUCCUGGAGCUGAAGAGCUUCAAAGACAACUACAACGCGCUGGAAAGUGUGCCCUGAACGGAACUCUGUUUGAUCCCUCCUGUGGCGGUCCCUGGGAGGUCAGAGUCAAUGUUGUAGCGCGCUACCACUUAGAUGAAAGUGCCUAUUGGUCUGGAGAUGGAGAACAGGAUGCACACCUUUGGUGGAAGGUAUUACUACUGCCUUAGUGAACUACUGUGGGGGGGUCACCCUUCAUGGUGUUAAUACAGCCUUAUAGUAUUAAUACACCACUUUUGGUUUGAACUAAGCAUUGCACUGCAGUUCACUGAUAAGGUUCUGUUUACAUUAACUUAACUUAGUAUUAUUGUUAUGAUAUGUGAACCGAAUAGAUGGUGUGUAUGAAUAUUUAGCCAAACAAAAUAUUAUGCAAUGCUAUGAGACAAUCAGUGUUAAUUGCAUUAAACAAUCUUUCAGAAAU
This is a messenger RNA of Gadus macrocephalus (Pacific cod), 1450 nucleotides long. RefSeq names its product chromosome 6 C1orf43 homolog (gene ltap1). Gene Ontology annotation, biological process: phagocytosis. The transcript has 6 exons. Bases 163 to 1050 code for a protein of 295 amino acids. The record is from RefSeq and is a predicted model, not a curated record. NCBI's taxonomy places the organism in Eukaryota, Metazoa, Chordata, Actinopteri, Gadiformes, Gadidae.